Messenger RNA from Cygnus olor (mute swan), 1284 nucleotides. RefSeq names its product growth arrest and DNA damage inducible alpha (gene GADD45A). Bases 138 to 611 code for a protein of 157 amino acids. Gene Ontology annotation, cellular component: cytoplasm; nucleus. The transcript is spliced from 4 exons. Lineage: Eukaryota; Metazoa; Chordata; Aves; Anseriformes; Anatidae. Gene Ontology annotation, biological process: regulation of cell cycle. The record is from RefSeq and is a predicted model, not a curated record.
GCAGAGGCGGCGGCGGCGCGCGGCGAGCGGGGACCGGGAGCGGGGCCGGGACCGGGACGGGCGGGGCGGGGGCGGCCGGGAGCGGCCCCGGGGCUGGCGGCGACGGAGCCCCCGUGCCCUGCUGCCCUGGCCGCACUAUGACUCUGGAGGAGCUGCCUGGCGAGCACCGCACGGCCGGCAGGAUGGAGCAGGCGGGGGACGCGCUGGAGGAGGUGCUGAGCAAGGCGCUGAGCCAGCGGAGCCUCACCCUGGGCGUCUACGAGGCGGCUAAGCUGCUCAACGUGGACCCGGACAACGUGGUGCUGUGCCUGCUGGCGGCGGACGAGGAAGAAGCCGGCGACGCGGCGCUGCAGAUCCACUUCACCCUGAUCCAGGCUUUCUGCUGCGAGAACGACAUCAACAUCCUGCGGGUCAGCAACCCGGCCCGCCUGGCUCAGCUCCUGCUGCCCCACACCGGCGCCGAGCCCCCCACCGACCUCCACUGCGUCCUGGUCACGAACCCCCACGCGUCCCAGUGGAAGGACCCGGCGCUGAGUCAGCUCAUGCGCUUCUGCCGGGAGCGGCGCUACGCCGACCAGUGGGUGCCGGUCAUCAACCUCCCCGAGCGGUGACGGCGCCGCGCCGGGGUCGGUGGGAUGCUUUCCGUGCUUUCGCACUUAGCUCAGGAAGGAAAACUCCCCCUGCCCUCGCGCGAGGAUGCCGGGGAAGGGGAGGCGUGGUGGGGUGGGGUGGAAAAAGGCAAAAAAAAAAAAAAAAUAAUCCCCCCAAAAAAAACAAAAUGUCGAGGGGGUGGACUCGUGUUGCGUGGGACGGAGGACGAGCGACGCGGCCGGGAAGCGAAGGGAAGGAGCCUGGGAGCGGCAGCGGGAGGAGCCGGAGCCUGCCCCGGGAGCGAGGACGCCGCCGAACGCCCCUCGAGGUUUCUUAAAGUGCGACUUGCAGGUUCUGGUUCAGCUCUCCGAAGAGCUCAAAGGUUAAUCGACACGCUUUACGACCGAUUUUUUUAGCGUAUUUUGGGAUGUUGAGUCUCGAGUUUUUAAUGCUAAGAUAUAUAGUAAGUUAUUUUAUGAUAUUGAUUUUAAAAAAAAGAAGUUAUUUAUACUCCGCGGUCUCAUAAGCAGACACCCCUGGAGCGGUUGGUCCUGGCCAACCCCACCUUUUAACAGGCGCCUGGUGAGAGCAGCUGCCCUAACGUCAUUGUCUGAAAGUGGAUAAUGCUUUGUUUCGGGGUGGUUUUUUUUUUUUUUCUGUUGUUUUUGAAAUAAAGUUGACUCUCGGAUCCUC